Molecule: messenger RNA, 1525 nt
Organism: Acomys russatus (golden spiny mouse)
Lineage: Eukaryota; Metazoa; Chordata; Mammalia; Rodentia; Muridae
Gene: Ucp2
Product: uncoupling protein 2
Exons: 6
Coding region: 447-1376 (309 amino acids)
Biological process (GO): adaptive thermogenesis; mitochondrial transport; mitochondrial transmembrane transport
Cellular component (GO): mitochondrial membrane
Molecular function (GO): oxidative phosphorylation uncoupler activity
Source: RefSeq, a predicted model, not a curated record
GGAAUAGACCCGCAGCACAGGAAUGUGGCCUUCCUCUGUGCAGUCUAUACCAGCAGCAGAUCAUGAGCCUGUUGGUUGUGAGGUGGCCUCAGGAUGAUCCUAAGCCACACUCCCUGCACUAAAUAAGAGGGAGCCUUUCAGAUUCUCAGCUCCUCGCCUGGAAUUGCUUCCCAGACCCUACCUGGGUGGUUUUGGAGCUCUCUCCUGGUUUCCUUCCGGGAACCCUGAGACUUGCUUGGUGCCGUUAGGGAAGUCUAGGCUGGGGUAGGUGGACGGUGAACAUGGAGGGAGGCCUGGGGGAGGCUGGCCUGGGGAUGCUGAUACUGAGGGCUUCUCUCCUUUUGCCUUAGCUUCCGGCAGAGUUCCUCUGUCUCGUCUUGCGGAUUGAAGGUUCCCACUUCUCCAGUUUUUCUCCAUCUUCUGGGAGGUAGCAGGAGAUCAGAAUCAUGGUUGGUUUCAAGGCCACAGAUGUGCCCCCUACAGCCACCGUGAAGUUCCUGGGGGCUGGGACAGCUGCCUGCAUUGCAGAUCUCAUCACUUUUCCUCUAGAUACUGCCAAAGUCCGGCUGCAGAUCCAAGGAGAAAGUCAAGGGCUAGUGCGCACCACAGCCAGCACCCAGUACCGCGGCGUGCUGGGUACCAUCCUGACUAUGGUGCGCACUGAGGGUCCACGCAGCCUCUACAAUGGGCUGGUUGCGGGCCUGCAGCGCCAGAUGAGCUUUGCCUCCGUCCGCAUCGGCCUCUAUGACUCCGUGAAACAGUUCUACACCAAGGGCUCAGAGCAUGCAGGCAUUGGGAGCCGCCUCCUGGCAGGGAGCACCACAGGUGCCCUGGCCGUGGCUGUGGCCCAACCUACAGAUGUGGUAAAGGUCCGCUUCCAGGCUCAGGCCCGGGCUGGCGGUGGUCGGAGAUACCAGAGCACUGUCGAAGCCUACAAGACCAUUGCGCGAGAGGAAGGGAUCCGGGGCCUCUGGAAAGGGACCUCUCCCAAUGUUGCCCGGAAUGCCAUUGUCAACUGUGCUGAGCUGGUGACCUAUGACCUCAUCAAGGAUGCUCUCCUGAAAGCCAACCUCAUGACGGAUGACCUCCCUUGCCACUUCACUUCUGCCUUUGGGGCCGGCUUCUGCACCACGGUCAUCGCCUCUCCCGUUGAUGUAGUCAAGACGAGAUAUAUGAACUCUGCCUUGGGCCAGUACCACAGCGCAGGCCACUGUGCCCUUACCAUGCUCCGGAAGGAGGGACCUCAAGCCUUCUACAAGGGGUUCAUGCCUUCCUUCCUCCGCUUGGGAUCCUGGAAUGUAGUGAUGUUUGUCACCUAUGAGCAGCUCAAAAGGGCCCUGAUGGCUGCCUACGGAUCCCGGGAGGCACCCUUUUGAGCCUGGCCAGCCACUGACCUGGACCCUGCUUCCCCUCCCUGCCCUGUCUCUUUCUUCAUCCUCUGCCCAGCCCCACAUCUCUUCUUCUCACUCCAUUUCCCUCAUCCCAACUCCCUUCCCACCUCAUCUCCCUGCUCCUCCCUGCUGAU